Messenger RNA from Choloepus didactylus (southern two-toed sloth), 3724 nucleotides. RefSeq names its product histone H3.1. Lineage: Eukaryota; Metazoa; Chordata; Mammalia; Pilosa; Megalonychidae. The record is from RefSeq and is a predicted model, not a curated record. The transcript is spliced from 2 exons. Bases 2315 to 2725 code for a protein of 136 amino acids. Gene Ontology annotation, molecular function: structural constituent of chromatin; protein heterodimerization activity; DNA binding. Gene Ontology annotation, cellular component: nucleosome.
UUUGUAGGAAUACUAAAGGCCCUUUUUAGGGCCACCAAUCUAUUCAAUUUGAAAGGGUUGUCACUGUUUUCGUAUGCUGUGUAUCACUGCGAAACUAAAAUUGAGCAGGUCUUUUGCUAAUGAAAGAUGAGUGGAGUCUUGAAACGGUUAGUCAAAAUGACAUGUUUUUAAUGACUUGCUUCUUUCUGUUUUCCAAUGCCACUAGAAAUUCUCUAGAGGAUAUUGAUUAUAUUUGAUAUUAAUUAACUAUCAAGUUAUAAAUUAGAACGAUUACCGAGGAAACUAACGGGAGUGGAGUGUUAUCACGACGUGCUGACGAGAAGUUAUUAGGCCUUUGGCACGUUUGUUUUUUAUUGCACUAUGAAGAUUUGGGUGAUUAAAACUAAUCACAACUAUAGAAUUUCUUCCGUAUUUCUCAUACUUGCUAUCUGCUUCCUGAUGGGGUUCUUAGACUAGAAUUCUCAUAUAAUGCCAGGAAGGGAGGUUCAUGGACCCCCACCCGGCUUACAAUGUGGUGGGAUUCAACCACACCAAGGAUCUCAUCAAAAUGUGCAGGGAAAAAAUUCAAAGUAACAAAUAGGCAUCCUGUGUCUUCUAAUGGUUUCUACAUAGGAAAGUCACUGGCAGUGGCCCACAUAAAGUAGUUUUUGCUUCUUUCCUUCCAACAAUGAUUCAUACCUGCAGGUUAAUUGAAUGGAGUACUGUGAGGGGAAUGCAAUUAUUUUGGCUUUCUUUUGAUUCUUAGUUAUCUUGUUUUCCUGAUGGCUAAGGAAUCAUCAUCCCACCUCUUGGUGUUCACCCUGGUGUAAUUCCAGCUCCUUGAGUAUGGACAGGUCCUGUGACUUGCUUCUAACCCGUAGAAUACAGCACAGACGGUAGCAUGUAAAUUAUUUUGUGUAUAUGAUCGUUUGCUAAGAUUGUAGCAUCUGUCUUUGACUCGCUCACCUGCUGGCUUGGAUGGUCCAAGUGUCCAUGUUGGAAGAAGCCCCUUUUAGGCGCCUGAGUGUACUUUUCAGGUUUGGGCACUGUGAACAAUUACAGAAAAACCACUUUUUUUAAAUGGGGACUAUAUCACCACAAAUACAUACUAUGUAUUUAUAUAAUUAAGCACGUGCAAAUCUAAACGUCGAUUGGGCCAUUUGUAGCAGUCUAAAAAUACAUAAAUGAGGGAUUUAAAAUCUUUUUAUUGGCUAGGAAAAACGAAAACUGCAGCAAAUCCAAUAGGUUGGUUUACACUACUUUGUUACUAUCAUUACAUUCACUAAGGAAAACUUUUCAUAAAACGUUCUUUUGUUUUGAAAAUGAAUGGAAACGCUCGCAUUUGGAGGAAAACCCCUAGUAAAGAAAUCCGGCUAUCAGGCCAAGUUCAUUUCUGAUUCCAUUGGUUUUGUCACAAGUUAUGCAGGAUACCUCGGGUUUCUCCCCCGAUAUGCUGAGGCAAUGUGGUAUUGUAAAUAAAUACGCUCAUAGGAUUCUCGAUCGCCGCGAUCUUCAUGUUUCCACAUUACAAACGUGUAACAAAAAUUGUUAUAAAAGCUUGAAAAUAUAUUGAUCUCUAAGGUUUCUGACUUCCUGCAAUGAAUAAAAUGGCUCCUGGAUUUUAUAAGCCAUUAGAUCGGGGCUGACAUUUUCCAGAGCAACGCAGGAAAAUGUACAAAAGCGUAAAAUUCUCCCAAAUAGGAGUCAGACCUGAUUUGAAAGAGCCAAGGAUUCCAAGACAGGAUUUUAGCUACCUGAACCCUGAAUGAUAUACAAAAUUCUCUAAGUUUAAACAGCAUACCCUAGAGCAUCUGUCUUUAGUUUAUUAAGCAUAUUCUGUAAAUCUAACGAAACCAAGUCAAGAAGAGGAUUUUUGUCUAUGGUUUUUUAAGAGAAAGAAAGGCAGUAAGACCCGAAUGAGAACGGGAGGGGAAGGGAGAGAGGAAAAUGGCGGCUGUUUUGAAAAGCGAAAGUAAAACAUUUUUCCCUUACAAGCACUUUCUAUUUUAUAUAUCCAAACAGGAUAAAAGUUCAAGGUUAUUAAAUUAAAGUGACUUGUGUUUAUGGGUCAUGUUUAUUUGUGUGAAGCAUUUUCAAAGAAAACUAAUUUAAAAAAAAAAUUUUAAUGGGCCGGGAGGGUAUUUACUAGUAGGUGAAAUUAACGAAUCAGACCCGCACACCGAAAGGAUAAACCAAUCGUAAAUUGCUCCAAGCACUUCCGGAUAUAGCAACCGAUGACUAACGAGAUUUGCCCACAAUCCAAUCGGAGUGAUUCUGUUCCUGUAUAAAUAGGGGCAAACGCGUUGGUCUCCACAGCCAAUUUAGAAAGAAAGAAAUGGCUCGCACCAAGCAGACCGCUCGCAAGUCCACCGGCGGUAAGGCGCCUCGGAAACAACUGGCCACCAAGGCGGCCCGCAAGAGCGCGCCGGCCACCGGCGGCGUGAAGAAGCCGCAUCGCUACCGGCCAGGCACCGUGGCGCUGCGCGAGAUCCGCCGCUACCAGAAGUCCACCGAGCUGCUGAUCCGCAAGCUGCCGUUCCAGCGGCUGGUUCGUGAGAUUGCGCAAGACUUCAAGACUGACCUGCGUUUCCAGAGCUCUGCUGUGAUGGCGCUGCAGGAGGCGUGCGAGGCCUACCUGGUGGGGCUCUUCGAGGACACCAAUCUGUGCGCCAUCCACGCCAAGCGUGUCACCAUCAUGCCCAAGGAUAUCCAGCUUGCUCGUCGCAUUCGUGGCGAGAGGGCGUAAGAUUCGGCUUUUCCGGGACUAAAUUUAACGCAAAGGCUCUUUUAAGAGCCACCCACUUCUUUCCCCAAGACCUUGAAAAUAGAAGCAGACUUGAAGCCUUUCAUAUACAGGGAGAAAAGAGAAAACCUACCUAUAAUCAUAAUGCGGUUCUUCCAUUUACUACCUUUAUGGCCACAGGUGGAUUAUUUACUCUCAGGAUUGAAAACGUGGAUGUCUUCAGGAAACUCCGUAACAGAUCUGGCUGAAUUCAACCCCCACUCUCCACCGCCAACUGUCAGUUGCAAGAUCUGCAGCAAGUCUUUGUAAUGUCAUUUGCCAAUUAGAUAUGUUAAUAGUACCUGUCUUGGGAACUGUCUAGGUAGUAAGAGGAUUCAGCAAAAUCUGUAAUUUAGUAUCUACCAGCAGGCCCUGAACUAAGGACUUUAUAGGAAUUAUUUUAUUUAGUUCUCACAAUAAUUCUAAGGGUUGGGGGUUGUUUUACUUUCCUAGGCUGCUCCAAGCAAGUAUCAUGAAAUGGGUUGGCUUAAACAAUGGGAAUUUAUUAGCUUACAAGCUUAGAGUUUCGAGGCCAUGAAAGUGUCCAAAUCAAGGUGUCAUCAAGGUGAUGCUGUCUUUUUGCCAGCAAUCCUCGGCUCCUCUGCCACAUGGCAAGGCACAUGGUGGUAUUGAUACCGAUAAAACAUGGGGCUCUCUACCUGAUGCAUAUCACAACCAAUCUAUGACCCUGGAGGUUCAAAGCAGAGAAAGAGUUUAUUGCAACGCGAAGUAAGGAGAACAGAUGGCCUAUCAGCAUAAAAUCUGUCUCCCCAAACUGCAGUAACUCUGAUAGUUUUAUAGUAUCAAAAGAUGAGUAUAAUGGCUCAAAAUAACAAAGUUAGAGAUGAUCCUAAUUAUUAAGCUUGCACAGACUGAUUACAUGCUCGAUCAUAAAAUGUAUGUAAGAAAAUGGCAGCCUUAAUAUGAUGAUGGGCAUGACCUUUUUUUUUUUUUAAGAUUUUU